This is a messenger RNA of Mytilus trossulus (common blue mussel), 3916 nucleotides long. RefSeq lists its product as uncharacterized. The transcript is spliced from 8 exons. Lineage: Eukaryota; Metazoa; Mollusca; Bivalvia; Mytilida; Mytilidae. Gene Ontology annotation, molecular function: protein binding. The record is from RefSeq and is a predicted model, not a curated record. The coding region runs from base 220 to 1977 and encodes 585 amino acids.
UUGUCUAUUGUCAUACAAAAUGGGUUGGGCCAUUUAAAUGAUGAUCACUUAAGUUAACAGAGGCGGACUUUGAAUGCAUUUCAAUCAGAGGCUUGUAGAGACACGGUGCUGAUCUAACAAGUUUAAGAGAACAAAGAAUUGAAGAGACCAAAAUCCAUAGAGGGACAGGUUUGUUUAGAAUGUGAUAUAGAAGCCCAGCUGCUUGAAACUGAUGAUAAAAUGGAAGCGCAAUCAAUAAAAAUAUCUGACGCCAUCCCACAGCAUUCCAACGGAAGCGGAACAAAUCAGGAAAUUACUGCAACACUCCUGCCUAUUGAUCUUGAGAACAAAGAAUGGAAGACACCAAAAUCCAUAGAGGGACUGGUUUGUUUAGAAUGUGAUAUAGAAGCCCAGCUGCUUGAAACUGAUGAUAAAAUGGAAGCGCAAUUAAUAAAAAUAUCUGACGCAAUACCACAGCAUUCCAACGGAAGCGGAACAAAUCAGGAAAUUACUGCAACACUCCUGCCUAUUGAUCUUGAGAACAAAGAAUGGAAGACACCAAAAUCCAUAGAGGGACAGGUUUGUUUAGAAUGUGAUAUAGAAGCCCAGCUGCUUGAAACUGAUGAUAAAAUGGAAGCGCAAUCAAUAAAAAUAUCUGACGCCAUCCCACAGCAUUCCAACGGAAGCGGAACAAAUCAGGAAAUUACUGCAACACUCCUGCCUAUUGAUCUUGAGAACAAAGAAUGGAAGACACCAAAAUCCAUAGAGGGACAGGUUUGUUUAGAAUGUGAUAUAGAAGCCCAGCUGCUUGAAACUGAUGAUAAAAUGGAAGCGCAAUCAAUAAAAAUAUCUGACGCCAUCCCACAGCAUUCCAACGGAAGCGGAACAAAUCAGGAAAUUACUGCAACACUCCUGCCUAUUGAUCUUGAGAACAAAGAAUGGAAGACACCAAAAUCCAUAGAGGGACAGGUUUGUUUAGAAUGUGACAUAGAAGCCCAGCUGCUCGAAACUGAUGAUAAAAUGGAAGCGCAAUCAAUAAAAAUAUCUGACGCCAUCCCACAGCAUUCCAACGGAAGCGGAACAAAUCAGGAAAUUACUGCAACACUCCUGCCUAUUGAUCUUGAAACAAAAGGAGCAUACGCAAUUGCAAACUCUCCAACAUCUGAGGAAAACACAACCACAGAAGAAUCAUUUUCCCAGGCUCAAACACCUGUCAAAUACAACCUUCCUGUUUCUGUCAGUUUACGUCAAAGGAUAAAUUUGAGAAUGUCGAAAUAUAAAAAUCUGUUGUUCAUUACUAGCUGUAUCAAAACAGGCAAUACAUUAGUGUUUACCGACACUGAUAAUAACCGACUUAUUAUUUGUAAUGUAGACGGUACUGAUAUCCAUCACAUUCCUCUGCCCUAUAAACCAUAUUAUAUGACAAUGAUAGAUAGUAAUACUGUAGCAGUAUCCUAUAGAUAUAACUGGACCAUACCGAUAAUAAAUAUAUCUACACGUUCUGUCAUUCGUACAAUCUACACCCGUACUGUCUUCCAGGGAAUAUCAUAUCAUGAGAAUAACCUGUACUUUGGUAUUGGUAAGAGAACAAUACAGGUGAUGAACCUGACAGAUGAAGUAAUACGUACUAUAUCGGUACCUUCACGCGGUAUCUUCGACAUUACAGUAGACAGAGACAGGUUGGUUUAUACAGACAUUAGAUCAAUAUACUGCUACUCGUUAGAUGGUGAACGAAUUUGGGUUACUGCAAAGGAUGAUAACACUGAAAAUUUCCGUCGUGUGACAACAGAUAACAAAGGGAAUGUAUAUGCGACUAAUACUGAUACCCACACUGUAGAAAUCAUAUAUGACAAAGGCCAACAGCAAAGAAAACUUCUAAAUUUAUCAGAUGGAAUCUACAAGCCCUAUGGAAUCUUUUUUGACAAAGAAGAAAAUAUUCUUGUUGUUUGUAGUGCUAAAUUCGGACUUGUGAAUCUUUUUGAUGUAAAAGAUAAAUAGACAAAAAUAUUACUCUCAGACAAUGAGUUAAUUCAGACUCUGAUAUAAUUGUGAAAUUAAUGUAACAUUACCAAAUUUGCACGGAGUACCCAAAUUGCAUCUUUUUAACAGAAAGAGCAUCAUUAUUCUUGCAUGUUUUCUUCUGGACUAAAACGUUUUUCCUUUAUUUUAUUUGACAUUAUGCACAUCUUUCAGAUAGGUAUAUUUGUUUAAAAAUUCACAAAACGUUCACACUAUAUAUCAACAGAUAAAUCAUUCUUUAUUACGGAGUCAUGGAUCGUUUAGAGGUCGGUUUAGGCUAAAAAAUUUCAAGGAUUCAAUAUGGAUUAAAAACUAAAUUGGUUAAACUGUCUUAAAUGUUUUGUUUGUGAUACUUUUUACUUGCUAUGAAACAUGUGAAAUGAUUCAUAAUAAAUACUAAAGAUCUGUACUAAGGCUAAGGAAAACUGCAUGUUAUAUGUAAGCGAGAACAGAAUUUGGUAGAUUUCUAUGGCUUUAUUCAUUAAGCUAUAUAAAUGUUUUUAAAUUAUAUACCAAUGAUAUUAAUCCUAUUUUUGUAUAUAUAUGUUUGUCUCAGAUCAUGUUUUUCAUUUAUAUGGCAAGAACAGUAUUUGAUAUUAGUUUGUUAAAGAGGCUUUUCAAUUAAAUAUGUCACUGCAUAAUGAUGGUUAUACAUCUCCUUCAAAUAUAUUGAAAGAGACCGAAUGUUAUGCUGAAGAUCUUGAAAAUUAUGAUAAACUUUACAAUAAAUUUAAGUAUUCCUUUAAGAUAAAGCAAACAGAUAUCACAUUCGGGAGAUGGUGAAUACCAUUUUUUUCUCAAUUGUAAAUUAAACCCAACUUAAUAAACAAAUGCUUCUUUUCAAAGAUUAAUAGUUUUUACUCUGAUGAUACAAAUUAUCAAACCCUUUCACAGCUAAAAUAACUUUAAAAUCCUGAAUUUGAGCUUUUGAGAGAAAAGAGUAAAACCAAACAAAUACUGAACUCAGACGAAAAUUCGAAACGGAAAUUUCAUAAUAAAAUGGCAAAAUUAAAUGAUAAAUCACACCACACGAAUGAACAACUACUGUCAUAUUCCUUACUUGGUACAAGUAUUUUCAAAUGGUGGAUUUUACCUUUAUUUAUAGCUCUAAACCUCUCACUUUUACGACAGUCGUAUCAAUUUCCAUAGUAUUGACAAUGAUGCGUGAACAAAAUGUCACAAAUAGGGGUACAAAAACAACACGAAUCCCAUCAAUAAUUAGGGGGGAUUUCAGGGUGCCCCGGAAGUAGAAACAAAUCCUGCUUCACAUGUGGCACCCGUCUUAUUGCUCAUACUGUUACAAAGCCGGUGAAUAGUCUAAGUUUGUAGGUCACACUUAUGAAAAGGGAAGGGGAUUGUAGUUAAGACACAAGAAACAUAUCCGACAUCAUCUUUAAAACGUAUAUUCCAUAAUGGUCAACCAACUCGUGAUGGCGUCCGUAAUAUUUACGAAUUGAUAAUUACAAGUUCACCAUUUGGAUUUAUUGGUUUAAAAAUAAAAAGGUCACAAUAGAGAAGCUGAAAUUCGAAAAAAAAAUGUUUUCACCCGACCCGCAGAAGUUGUUGACUUAAAUUGCGAAAGUUGUAUUCCCAUUUAUAUCUAUGUUUAUUUAUGUUGCAACUUGUAGUUCUUUACUUUCUGUUUUAUGUUUAUUUAAAUUUGUGUUUGCUUUAUCCAUAUGUGUGUGUUGUGCAAAUAAAAGUAUUAUAUCAUAUAAAAGGAUACUUAAACAAAAUUUAAAAAAAAACUUCGGAUGAACAGAUCUUACAUUGUUAGUUUGAUGUUUAAACGAAUUAAAUAUACAGAAUGUACACAGCCAUGUAUCACAAUCACUGGUGGUUUAUUAAGAAUUAAUUUCUCGCACUUAAUGCCUGGGGUUUACAGAAUACUGGACAAAAAUAAAGAAUGUAGGGGACA